AUGGCGAAGAAAUCCUCUGGCUCAAAGGUUCUGUUUUUUGUCGUCAUUGCAGGGAUAGUUUUUUUAUGGCAACUCGAAAGAAAUUAUUCAACACUUAAAGUUACUUUAACGCUUCCAAGGUAUGGUAACAUAAACCGAGAAAGGGGGAACUCAAACACAACAGAACCAUGCUUAAUUCUUUACUGGUCGACUAUUUUCGGAAUUGAGCCACACAUUGAUAAGAGAUGGAAUGACAGUGAUUGCCCAGUGGCCUGUCAGCUCACAUCUAACCGUUCUCGAGCCAGAGAGGCAGACGGGUUCGUUGUUCAUGCCUGGGAUUCACACAUGACACCUCCGAAGGAAUCUGUUCCAUGGAUCCUUCACACACAAGAAAACCCGCUGUACGCUCCCGUAAUGAAAAACGCCAAGUUUAUGUCUAGAUUUAAUCUGUUAAUGAGUUACCGGUUAGACUACGAUUUCCCCGUCCCAGUUUACCCCAUGCCUCAAUUAACACCACCACUUACAUUUAAGGAAAAAACUAAGCUGAUAAUGGCAGCAUUUUCAAACUGUGAGCCUGUGCGGACGGAAUACAUGAGACAAUUAAUGAAGUUUGUGCAGGUCGAUUCUUAUGGAGCUUGUCUCAGGAAUAAGAAUGAUCUAGUGCGCCGUUAUGGAUCCAAGAACGGGAAAAAUUUCAAAGAGUUGAAGAGUGAAUUAGCGAGACAAUACAAGUUUACACUAGUAUUUUUUAACCAGGACUGUGAAUACUUUGUCGAUGAUCAACUAAGCCAUGCGCUGAAUGCAGGCUCAGUUCCUGUGGUAAUGAGUACAGAUAAACUCGACGAGUUCCUGCCGGGCAAUCUUCGACAAUCCGUCAUUAAAGUCCGUGAUUUCAAAACUCCAAAAGAUCUCUCAGAUUAUCUUAAGUACCUGAGCACAAAUGAGACAGAGUAUAACAAUUAUUUGACGUGGAAGUCGAAAGGAGUAGGAAAUAUCACGGGAACCGUUAUUGGAAAUCACUGGAAACCAAAGUAUCCUAUUUAUUGCCAGAUCUGUGUGGCGCUUUCAGAAGGGCGAAUACACAAGGAAGGACUGAGGCCAAUCCCGUGUAAUGCGAGAGCGUACGAAGACUGGGGUAUCAAAAAAGGGGCCUAA
Molecule: messenger RNA, 1134 nt
Organism: Pocillopora meandrina
Lineage: Eukaryota; Metazoa; Cnidaria; Anthozoa; Scleractinia; Pocilloporidae
Source: the annotation of a GenBank genome assembly